Molecule: messenger RNA, 4162 nt
Organism: Neurospora crassa OR74A
Lineage: Eukaryota; Fungi; Ascomycota; Sordariomycetes; Sordariales; Sordariaceae
Product: importin subunit beta-1
Exons: 6
Coding region: 603-3233 (876 amino acids)
Biological process (GO): protein import into nucleus
Cellular component (GO): cytoplasm; nucleus
Molecular function (GO): small GTPase binding; nuclear import signal receptor activity
Source: RefSeq, a predicted model, not a curated record
GCCGGACAGCAUCGAAACUGAAAGCAUACACAACCCACCCACCUGCACCUUCACCAGCACGGCGAAGCAUCAGCACCUGCGAUUGUUGACAAAAUUUUCGAGCAAAACAAGACCCGCAGUUCGGCGUCAGCACUGCACUGUGUCUGGAUUCUCCUCUCUCCUUCCACUUGCAGGCGAACGCUCGGAACAGCGACAAACCCCUCGCAUCGCCAUCCCCCAUCCAUCCCUCUCUAUCCCCAUCGCAAUCGUCUCCAGACGGACCGCAUCGAUACCAUCCAUCCACCAACCGCCAUCACCUGGCAUCCAGAUCCCACCCACGGCUCUGCAUCUGCGCCUCGCCUCUGCGGUUCGAUCUGAUCUCACCGAAAGCAAAUCGAGUCUUGCCCCGAUUAAGAUUCAAGGUUGCUGUGGACCGUGAACCUUGGACUCCCGCCCCCCGCUUGUUCCACGCAGCAAAACUUUAGUUGCAUCAAGCCCAGGCCGACUUUCUCUCCCUUUCGGAAACCCCCCCCCUCCCUCUUCUCCCACUACCACCGCCAACCCGCUUCGUUUGCUGGAGAGAGACCCGUUCUUCCUCCGAACCAGGCAUCCAAACCGCAACCAUGGAGGGCUCUUCAGAUAUCAACACCGUCCUCACCAACUCGCUGAGUCCUGACGCGACCCUGCGACAUGCUGCCGAACAGCAGCUCAGCCAAGCCGCUCAGACAAACUUCUCUCAAUACCUCGUGACACUUGUCCAAGAGUUGGCAAAUGAGAGCGCCCAGAGCCACAUCCGAGCGGCGGCCGGUAUCGCCCUCAAGAACGCCUUCAGUGCUCGCGAGUUCGCUAGGCAAGCAGAGCUCCAAGCAAAAUGGCUUCAGCAGACAGACCAAGACACAAAGACACGGGUGAAACAGCUCACCCUCGAGACCCUCGCCUCCAGCAGUACCCAGGCAAGCCAGGCCUCGGCGCAGGUUAUCGCGGCUAUCGCUACCAUCGAGUUACCACGAAACGAGUGGCCAGACCUUAUGCACGCCCUGGUCAAGAAUGUUAGCGAGGGAAGCGAGCACCAGAAGCAGGCCUCUCUGACCACCAUCGGCUUCAUCUGCGAGAGUCAAGAUGUCGAUCUACGAAACAGCCUGGUUCAACAUUCCAAUGCCAUCCUCACAGCUGUUGUCCAAGGUGCUCGUAAGGAGGAGCCCAACCGCGAAGUUCGACUUGCCGCCAUUACCGCCCUCGGCGACUCUCUUGAGUUUGUCGGUAACAACUUUAAGCAUGAGGGCGAGCGCAACUACAUUAUGCAGGUUAUUUGCGAGGCGACACAGGCCGAGGACUCUCGGAUACAGCAGGGUGCUUAUGGUUGCCUCAACCGCAUCAUGGCCCUCUACUACGAGAACAUGCGCUUCUACAUGGAAAAGGCUUUGUUUGGUCUCACCAUCCUGGGCAUGAAGAGCGAUGACGAGGAUGUGGCCAAGCUUGCAGUUGAGUUCUGGAGUACCGUUUGCGAAGAGGAGAUUGCUAUCGAAGAUGACAAUGCUCAGGUUGAGAGCUCGGAGCAGAUGCGCCCCUUCUACAACUUCGCCCGCGUUGCUACACUCGAAGUGGUCCCUGUGCUCCUACAGCUCCUCACCAAGCAAGAUGAGGAUGCGGCUGAUGACGAGUACAACAUUUCGCGUGCCGCGUACCAGUGUCUCCAACUCUAUUCUCAGGCUGUUGGUGCGGCAAUCAUCCAGCCAGUCAUCCAGUUCGUUGAAGCCAACCUUCGCGCUGACGACUGGCACCUCCGUGAUGCCGCUGUUUCUGCUUUCGGUGCCAUGAUGGACGGCCCCGAGGAGAAGUUGCUUGAGCCUAUCGUCAAGUCUGGCAUGCAGCCCUUGAUCGGCAUGAUGGAGGACCCCUCUUUACAUGUUCGUGACUCGACCGCAUACGCUCUUGGCAGAAUUACAGAAACUUGCUCGGAAGUGAUCGAUCCUGCUGUUCACCUUGACCCCUUGAUCACCUCCCUGUUCAACGGCCUCAUGAGCAGCCCCAGAAUGGCCGCGUCCUGCUGCUGGGCUUUGAUGAACCUCGCGGAGCGUUUUGGCGGCGAAUAUGGUGCCGCGCAAAACCCCAUUACUCCUCACUUCAACCAGUGCGUGACCAACUUGCUCGCCGUGACGGCGAAGCUUGACGGUGACGCUACAGUUCGCACCGCUGCCUACGAGGUUCUUAACGUGUUUGUGCAGAAUGCUGCCAACGACAGUCUCCCUGCUGUUGCAUCCCUCUCGGAUGUUAUCCUUCAACGUUUGGAGGAAACACUGCCCCUGCAAUCCCAAGUUGUCAGCGUUGAAGACAAGAUCACUCUCGAGGAUAUGCAGACCAGUCUCUGCACCGUGCUCCAGGCAAUCAUUCAGCGCCUGGACAAGGAGAUCACUCCCCAAGGCGACCGCAUCAUGCAGGUUCUGCUUCAGCUCUUGAACACUAUUAAUGGCAAGUCGGCUGUUCCUGAAGGUGUCUUCGCAGCCAUCAGCGGCCUUGCGAACGCCAUGGAGGAGGACUUUGCCAAGUACAUGGACGCUUUUGCUCCCUUCCUGUACAAUGCCCUGGCAAACCAGGAAGAGCCGAGUCUCUGCUCCAUGGCUAUCGGCCUGGUCAGCGAUAUCACUCGCUCCAUGGGCGAACGCAGCCAGCCAUACUGCGAUCAGUUCAUGAACUAUCUCCUUAACAAUCUUAGGAGCACUGCUCUUGCCAACCAGUUCAAGCCUGCAAUCUUGCAGUGCUUCGGCGAUAUUGCUGGCGCUAUUGGCGGUCACUUUGAGGCUUACCUCUCGGUUGUUGCUGUUGUCCUUCAGCAGGCUGCUACCGUUACCGCUUCCGCCGAGGGCUCUUAUGAGAUGUUCGACUAUGUGAUCUCUCUCCGUGAGGGUAUUAUGGACGCCUGGGGUGGCAUCAUUGGUGCCAUGAAGGGCAGCGAUAAGACCAACGUUCUCGAGCCCUACGUUCAGUCGAUCUUUGAGCUUCUUAACACUAUUGCUCAGGAUCCUAACCGCAGCGAAGCCCUUAUGCGGGCCGCUAUGGGUGUCAUCGGUGAUCUUGCGGACGCAUAUCCCAACGGCCAGCUGGCCGAAGUCUUCCGUCAGGACUGGAUCACCGCCAUGAUCAAGGAGACUCGGUCGAACCGCGAGUUCCAGCAGCGUACCAUUGAGACUGCUCGGUGGGCGCGCGAGCAGGUCAAGCGUCAGAUCAGCGGCACCCAGGGCAUGAUCCAGACAUGAGGUUCACUCAGCCCUGAGGACAAUCCCAAAGGUGCUCUCUCAGCUCGUCGGCCCUCAGGGCCACUAGCGUCACUUCAAGCACUUCACUCCCGUAGUCGCUUUGGAAGAUGCAUUAUCCCAUCACUACCCCCAAGCCCCUUAGCAGCAAAUCCCUGACGAACGCGACACGAUUCCACGACACUACACCCAAUCCCUCCAGUAACACGAUGCACAAAUGAUGUGAUACAAGCCCCCUCGAUGGUUUUGCACUAAUUUAUACAUCAUGUUCGUUUAAAUGACACUUCACACAGCACCAACACACCUUUAUAUCCCUCGUCCCCCUUGCGCGCGGCUGCUAGCACUGGUUUGUUAUUUGGUAACACGAAUCCUGGGCGUUAUUCGGGUCAGCGAUAGAGAAGAAGGAGGAAAACGAGAGAAGAGAUUUAUCAUGUACUGCGCGUCACCCUGUAGCACACGUUUCCCUUUGAUAUCCAAGGCAAAAGGAAGAAGGAAGUGCAUCAUAGGGCGAUCCGACGCAGAACGCACAAUCAUGUAGAGACACACGAAGAAAGAAACCAUUCCCUCAAAACAAACAAUCCCUUGUUAUGCAUACUCCCACUCCCACUUAUAUUUUACUUACCUUUGUUCACACCACUUGUCCGAACUACCUACAACAACAUGUAACAUUUAACAUUCAACAGGAGAAGGAAGUAUGUCAAGGCACAGGCGGGAAUAUUGGACUUUCUCUCGGGGGAUCAUUCACAUGUACCCUCACAGUCGUAUAUGGGUUGGCUACGGCAAGAACAAGGCUCUUGUUUGAUGAAGCUAACACGAUAUGAUAUCAGAAGAAGUGUUCUUGUCUAGUAGAAACAGCGAAGCAGAAAAAAAAAAAAAGAAAAAAGAAAAUAAAAAGACAGUUGCUAGGCUCAAUGUAAACUAUAACUUCCUCC